Stylonychia lemnae is the source of this 1611-nucleotide messenger RNA. NCBI's taxonomy places the organism in Eukaryota, Ciliophora, Spirotrichea, Sporadotrichida, Oxytrichidae. The record is from the annotation of a GenBank genome assembly.
AUGAUGUAACACAACAUGCUCUAUCUUAGAUAGCAGUCAUUGAAUGAUCAGCAAGUGCACAUCAAGAAGAAAAACCUGAGGAUGCUUAUCGUGUUUUUAUCAGCUUCAGCCAAUUUUGGAAAUGCAUUCUGUGGAAAUAGUGCUGCUCCACUCUAGAGAGAGAUUCAAAACGACAUGAAUAUCAUUGAAACAGAUUUCAAUUUAUUGUUUUCAAUCAGAGGACUCUCCAAUUUGUUCAUGCCAUUUUUAAUUGGGACUAUAGUCGAAAAAUUCGGAUUUAAAUACUGCCUGAUGUUGCUUUGUACUUUUUGUACCAUCGGCUAGAUGUUCUUCGCUAUUGGAUUAAGUCUUCACAACUAUCAUAUGCUUUUGAUGGGUAGAUUUAUUUUUGGCCUAAGUGACUCAGUAAGUAUUUUUCAGCAGACGAUCUUAUGCUAUUGGUUUGAGCCUACUUAACUCCCAUUCGUAUUUGGAAUCCUUCUUUUUAUGGUUAAGAUUGUGAGAGCUAUAAAUGACAAUGUUGCCUCAGUCUAUUUCAAUGCUACAGGUUCACUUGCUAGUUAUUUCUGGAUUGGUUUUGUAGUAUGUCUUGGAUCGCUAAUAAGUGCUUUCUACUUAACUACAAUACAUGAAUCUGUUUGCGAAUCAACUUAAUCCAAUGCCACUAGAGAGAAAGAAUAGGAACUCAAGUAAAAUCAGCAAAAAGACUUAGAGAGUCAGAACAAAGACUCUGAAGAAUCAUCAAAUGCUACUCCUAAGAAAGAAAAAGUUCUAAAAGAAGACUAUGUCUAUCUUCUGAUUAUGUACAUGUUCGGUUUCUCAGUUAUCAUUUCAUUCUACCCAAAUCUUAGCUGUCUCUUACAGGAAAGAUUCGCAUAUUCUAACGAAGAUGCAGGGCAUGUUGCUUCAUUACCCUAUCUAAUCGCUAGUUUUGCCACACCUUUAUUUGGAUCUCUAAUUUAAAAAAUGGGAGAGUCUCAAUAUGAAUUUCUUUUGACACUUUCAACUGGCUUAAUAUUUCUAACUCAAAUGCAUUUCACAUUAAUGAGUGAUGCAAUUCCAACCAUAGGGAAUGUAAAAACUGAACCAAAUAAUAUGGCUAUCAUUCCAAUUAGUUUAUUCGGAAUUGGUCAUGCUCUAUUUGUUACUCUUUAAGGCCCCUUGAUUAAUAAAACAAUUACAGAUAAAUCAAAUAUGCCCAAAGCACUCUCUAUAAUGAAAGUAGCUGAAAAUAUUGGAGGAAUGUUCUUGACUUUUAUUGCUGCAUAUGUCAAGGUUCAGACUAAUAGCUUCAUAGGUGUACAUAUGCUUUACGCCUUAUUCACCUUAAUACCAACAGUUCUAGGAUACCAUUUUAUCAUAAAAUUGAACAGAAAAAUGGAGAAUGAAAAACAAAAGAAGACCAAAGAUGCUAUUUCUGAUGGGAAUAAUGAUGAUAUUGAGUUGGAAAAGUAAAGCCUUAAGGCAAAGCAGUCUUUGGAGAACUCUCCCUCAGUAAACGACAAUAGUGAUGAAGAGAUAAAAACUGAAAUUAGUAUAUCUGAUAGUACAGAAAUGGAUUGCAUCUCUGAAGAUGAUACCAGUAAGAAAUCAGAAAAGAAUAGAGACUGA